AAAAAAUCGGAAGAAAAAAUCACGGAUGUUAUAAAAGAAGGUUUAAUUCUUCUGGAAGAUAUUUGGAUUAAUCCAGCUUUUAAUUCUAAACUUGUGAAAUUACUAAAUAAAGAAACCUAUCAAUCAAUGGUUAUUUUAUUGUCUAUUCGAGCAAUAUUAAAAAAUCUUCCUUUUAGACUAUCCAAUGAGCAAGACUUGAAUAGUAUAUUUGAACACUUUACACCAGUCAAUUUUUACAAGAGAUUUGAUUUAUUAUACUUGCAACGCGAUUUAGCGGAACAGAAACUUCGCGAAUUUCUCACUGGGGUUGCUACAGGGAGUUCAAAGUAUAAGGAAAAAGCGAAAGAUAUUUUACAAAAUCUCCAUCUUUCAAUAAAAUCACGAUCUGUUGAAGAAUACUGGGAGAGAACCAAAAUGUUGAAGUUGAAACAACAACUGGAUCGCACCAAAAAGUUAAAGCGUUUAGAAGAGAAGACAGAAAUACUUGAAAAUAUAACCGAAGCCCGUAUUGCGAAGCACGAUAUAUAUAAUCGGGAAUUAUUGCAAGAAAUGCGAAAUGAUUCUCAGGCCAAAUAUUGCGAUUCAGAACUUAAUCAUCUAGAGCGUUCUCAGAAACGAGAGCAAUUAGACAACCAAAGGAGUCCUCCUGACAUUGCUAAAGAUGCGAAAACGAAAUCCAGAAAGCGUAGGUCAAUGAAAGAUAUCGAAAGCAAGAGCGCCAAGCCUCCUAAACGAAACAAAUCAAGUAAGAAAAUUGUUGUUGACGCUGGCCAAUCAACCAGUGUUUCCUCUACUGAUGUACAACAAACACCCAGCGGAACAGAAGAUUCGAUCGUCGAUACCACCUGCGAUGAAUCUGAAUCACCCGUCGAAAUAAAUACUACAGAAAAAGCGGAAUAG
Messenger RNA from Funneliformis geosporum, 900 nucleotides. The record is from the annotation of a GenBank genome assembly. Lineage: Eukaryota; Fungi; Glomeromycota; Glomeromycetes; Glomerales; Glomeraceae.